Molecule: messenger RNA, 478 nt
Organism: Condylura cristata (star-nosed mole)
Lineage: Eukaryota; Metazoa; Chordata; Mammalia; Eulipotyphla; Talpidae
Gene: DNAJC19
Product: DnaJ (Hsp40) homolog, subfamily C, member 19
Exons: 5
Coding region: 176-463 (95 amino acids)
Biological process (GO): protein import into mitochondrial matrix
Cellular component (GO): PAM complex, Tim23 associated import motor
Molecular function (GO): ATPase activator activity
Source: RefSeq, a predicted model, not a curated record
UUUCCGGCCCCAUUUUACGACCGUACUGCCGUACUUCCUAGGGCGCCAGAAACUGGGCUUGUGCUGGUGGUGGUGGCCGGGUAGUUUUCCUGUGUCGCCGUGGGGCUGGUGGCCGCGGCCUCUGGUCUGGGAUGAACCCCGCUCUCGGUGGAGGCAGGAGAGCUGAGCCGGAGCCAUGGCCAGUACAAUGGUAGCAGUUGGACUGACCAUUGCUGCUGCAGGAUUUGCAGGUCGCUAUGUUUUGCAAGCCAUGAAACAUAUGGAGCCUCAAGUAAAACAGGUUUUCCAAAGUCUACCAAAAUCUGCUUUCAGUGGUGGCUAUUAUAGAGGUGGGUUUGAACCCAAAAUGACAAAACGGGAAGCAGCAUUAAUAUUAGGUGUAAGCCCUACUGCCAAUAAAGGAAAAAUAAGGGAUGCUCAUCGACGAAUUAUGCUUUUAAAUCACCCAGACAAGGGUAAGUAGUUAUUACAUUCUUGU